CCCCCAGCAGUCAUCGCUUAUUACCGUCCGUCUGCGCAACCGAGUAAUAUUUUUUAAAGCCAACGUCUCGGGUAACGAUACACGAAGGCUCAGUUUCCGGUUAGCACUCCAUCACCGCCUGUCUCAUUACGAAGGGGGAAAUGAAAACAGCUACAUUCUGCGUCUCUCCUGACUGGAGUAGUUUGAAACGUUAUUUUUGCGUCUUUGGCGUGGUCUCCUGCCAAUUUACCCACGAUGUGUGAUUUUGCUUUUUGUGGAGAGAGUCGCCAGAGUGCGCUGCGGCUCUGGACUCGGUAGCCAACGCCAACGUUAGCUUUGCAAAGCUGCACGGCCUGCUGCAGCAGGUUUAUUCACGAAAGGGCCACUUGGCUGCUCAGGCUCAGCGACAUGAAUGUGGUACGUCUAGUGUGCCGCCACAAGACUGCAUUGUUCCUCUGCACUGUGUGCACCUUUGCUGUGGUCCUUGUCUUCUUGGCCAAAUGUACCUCCGAAACCCUGAAGCAAGGUCAUGCGGAUCCACCGGGCUUAGCCCCCCGCGCCAGCGCAUUACAUCCCCGUCUAGAGGAGCAUGACCGAUAUGCCCCGUCCAAAGAUGUGUCAGCGUUCCUCGUAGUCCUCAUAACAACGGGGCCCAAGUAUACUGAGCGCAGGAGUAUCAUCCGGAGCACAUGGCUGUCCAAAAGGGACUCUGAUGUUUUGGCCAUGUUUGUAGUAGGAACUCUGGGGCUUUCCAACGAAGACCUUCAGAACCUCAAUGUAGAACAAGGACGGCACAAAGAUCUGCUUCUACUACCUAACUUGAAAGACUCUUAUGAGAACUUGACAAUGAAGCUGCUGCACAUGUACUCCUGGCUGGACCACAAUGUGGAUUUCAAAUUUGUCCUCAAAGCAGAUGAUGACACAUUCGCUCGGUUGGACCUCCUCAAAGAGGAGCUGCGAGGGAAAGAGCCCACUCGCCUGUACUGGGGCUUCUUUUCAGGCCGAGGGCGUGUCAAGACAGCCGGGAAGUGGCGGGAAAGCUCUUGGGAGCUCUGCGACUAUUACCUCCCCUACGCACUGGGCGGCGGCUACAUUUUGUCAUCUGACCUGGUACGAUACGUGCAUCUCAACGCAGGCUACUUAAAGAUAUGGCAGAGUGAAGACGUCUCUUUGGGUGCCUGGCUAGCUCCGGUGGAUGUUCGGCGGACGCAUGACCCGCGCUUUGACACCGAGUAUAAAUCCCGCGGUUGCAACAACAAAUACUUGGUGACACAUAAGCAAAGUCUGGAGGAUAUGCUGGAGAAGCACCAGAUGCUACAGCGUGAUGGCAGGCUCUGUAAGGAGGAAGUUAAGCUGCGACUCUCGUACGUGUACGACUGGGGUGUGCCCCCCUCACAGUGCUGCCAAAGGAAGGAGGGUAUUCCUUAAUUUUAUCUGCUUAUCACUCAGCUGAAGUCGACAUCUACUUCCUACUACUGUAAAGUCUUUCAUCGUUUUUACACUGCACGCCCUAUUGCAGUUUGUGUUGUCCUCAUAAACCUUGGAUCAGUGGAUGGAAAUGGAGAGUAGUUUUAAUAAACUUUCCCAAUGUUGUGAGGUACCCUUGUGAGGAUAACCAGCACAGAAAAUGGUGGCUGUUUGAUCAAAGCACAUUGUACUUUAUUUCAAAUGCCAUUUUAAGGGCCUUUCCCCAUUUAUACUUAUGUUUUCCUUAAUCCAAAAGUACAUCCUGGUUAAAUGCGACCACCGCAUUUCCUUACAAAGUGACCUCGCUGUGCUUCUAUUGAUCCGUUUAAAUAAAGAGACGCCACACUACAGAUCGACUUUUCCCUCCGCCCCUUUCUAGAAAUAACAGAUGAUAGUUACAUUUUAGUGUGGAUUUUUACUGUGCCGGACAAACACAACUAAGAAUUUUUCCAGAAAAGUAGCUGGGCUACACUUUAGUGAGUGGUGUAGACUUUUAUAUGAAAGAAAAUCUUUUAAUUUGAUAUUUUUAUGAAAAAUAAUUUUGAUUUAUAUUCUAGAAUUGCAUUUGCAAAGCCACCCCAAAUAAAUCCCAUACCACUAAUAUAUAUUUGGUACACUUGUUUAGUAGUAAUAAUACAGUAAUUUAAAAAAAAAACCACCCUCACUCACUAUAAAAUGAGGAAAUACGGUACUGUUUAAAGACGGGGAUUCACAGUAAUGAUUCAACUACUGUGGAAAGCCAUUGUUUGAUAUCCUUCAUAUGCAGCUUCAGGUCCAUGUGCUAGUACACUCUUUUUUUCCUUACUUAUUUGGACAACUUUGGCAUACAGGUUACUAUUGAGGCAAACUAAUGACUGUGUGUUACUAGUAAUACUAGUCAGUAGUCACAUAAAAUUCUGCUACCUGACAAGUUUUGGCUCACUUGUGAUGUAGUUGACCUUCUACUCUACCCAAGUUGUCCUUCAAGUGAGGACAGCGCUCACUAGUACCUUAAUGGAGGAGUUUACAAGAUUUAAAAGGUUUAAACAGAUGUCAUUCUCAAAUUCACACGGACUGAAUGCAUGCCAAUCCUUUCUUUUUUAGCAUUUGUUGCUUGUUAGCUAUGUUUAUAUUUUGCUAGCCUUAUACCAAUUUGUUGGUAAGUGAUAGAUGGGCAUUUUUUGAGUGGGUGUUGGGGUGCAGGAAGUGGAUAUUUUACCAUAGUUUCAGCAAAGCUCCAAAACCCCAAGGUAACAGCUCAGUUCGGUCGCCCACAUUGCAUCAAGUGCAUUGUCCCGAGCAGCCCCUUAACGUCACUUGACGCACAGAUGCCAAAAAUUGUUGCUGUGCGUAGAAUGCCGCUGAGAUUAUCUCUCGUGAUUUGUCCGUUUUAGUUACAUGUUAAUAUGAAGUACUCACUGCUCCUUCCCGUUCCACAUCCCAUCCACGCCGCUGGCUUCUUCAUAGAUUUUGCAGCAUAAUUAAAUGUGUCAUCUUGUUGUCUUUUUUUCCUCAGGCUUAAUUUCUUGCAAACCCAAUUAAUUUCACCCAAUGAGGCCAGAAGGCAGAUUUUUAUUUUCAAAGUUCAUUUACUUAUGUGCUAUUGUAUGCUCACACUGACAGAUUUAAUAAAUACAACAAUACCGUUCUUUUGGGGGAGGGGGGAAUUGCAAACUCCCCGUUUAAGCUGUGAUUCAGGGCUUUCAAUAAAACUGCUGUUGUCAUCUCAAUCCUGUUCAUGUCCAUGAUGGGACAAAAUGACGUACUAUGUGGGAAUUCUUCUGAUUUGCAUGGGAGUGUAAACAAAAUCCUCAUUUGUGUCACCAAAUCCUUAGUUCUUGGGUAUUUUAACAAAAGCAUCACUCAGCAUUCAUGCACAAGGGGAGGUGUUUCUCAGUUUAAAAAAAAAAAAAAAAGUUUUGCACAACUAGUGUUUCAUAUUAUGAUUAUAUUUUGUAUUAAAAAUUCGUUUUGGCCUUGAAUAGAUGCUUUCAACCUUGUGUAUGUCAGUAUUGUCAUCAUCUUUAUUUUCUCAUUUUGAACCUCUUCUGAACAUUUGUACACAAUUUGAGUUUCGGAGGUUAUGUUAUGAAAGUAUAUUUUAUGUUGCAAAAUAACUUUGAAUUUGUAUUUAUUCUUAAUUUAUUAUUGGUGUAAGCACAGUGGUUGUUAUGCCAGCAUAUGGGCGGGCACAGUGAAUUUGUAUUUCCAAAAGUCCCCAAUUAGACAAGGUUUUACGCAUGUGGAAUUGCACAGAGUGUGAAAGUGGAAACGGUUGAAUGUCUUUUGUUCAGCAAGCCAUCAUGUUUCUUCACGCGAUAACUUCUGAGUGGAGUGUGCGGUGACAAUGGACUGUUUUAGUCAACGUGUUUCUUGAGUACUGUGCAGCAGUGUUCGAAUGUUCUCUUUAAGAGCACAGCUUUGCCAGCAGGUCACCUUUCCUUGGCAAUUUUUUUUUAAUCUAUUCUGAUGUUUUCCAAGUUUACCUUGCCCUUACAUCAUCAUUGUACAAUGUCAUCCACCCGGGAAUAAGUUAUUAAAACUAUGUGAAACUUUCA
This is a messenger RNA of Syngnathoides biaculeatus (alligator pipefish), 3983 nucleotides long. It is a transcript of the gene b3galt6, whose product is annotated as UDP-Gal:betaGal beta 1,3-galactosyltransferase polypeptide 6. The record is from RefSeq and is a predicted model, not a curated record. Bases 388 to 1407 code for a protein of 339 amino acids. The transcript has 3 exons. Gene Ontology annotation, cellular component: membrane. Gene Ontology annotation, biological process: glycosaminoglycan biosynthetic process. Gene Ontology annotation, molecular function: UDP-galactosyltransferase activity. Lineage: Eukaryota; Metazoa; Chordata; Actinopteri; Syngnathiformes; Syngnathidae.